This is a messenger RNA of Acinonyx jubatus (cheetah), 5991 nucleotides long. It is a transcript of the gene TMEM182, whose product is annotated as transmembrane protein 182. The record is from RefSeq and is a predicted model, not a curated record. Gene Ontology annotation, cellular component: membrane. The transcript is spliced from 6 exons. Lineage: Eukaryota; Metazoa; Chordata; Mammalia; Carnivora; Felidae. Bases 199 to 954 code for a protein of 251 amino acids.
AAAGGGAAUACAAAUCCACCCACUGGGUGCGAGUGAGAAGUCACCAAAACAUGAGCUAGGAGAGGCUUCUAAAGAAGACCCUGCCUACUCGAAAAAUCUUUCUUAUUUUUCUUAUAUAUUUUUUUUUAAUUGAGAAGCUACGUGUCUGCCAUUUUUUUAAUUUCUAAGUUUAUUUAAAGGGAAACCAGUGGCUUGAAGAUGAGACUAAAUAUUGCCAUCUUCUUUGGGGCUCUCUUUGGUGCUUUGGGGGUUUUACUCUUUUUGGUGGCUUUUGGAUCGGAUUACUGGCUUCUUGCAACUGAAGUGGGGAAGUGUUCAGGUGAACAGAAUAUAGAGAAUGUCACUUUCCACCAUGAAGGAUUCUUCUGGAGAUGUUGGUUUAAUGGGAUUGCGGAAGAGAAUGAUUCCAGUAUCUGGAAGUUCUGGUACACCAAUCAGCCACCGUCCAAGAACUGCAUGCACGCUUACCUGUCACCAUAUCCCUUCACGAGAGGGGAACACAAUUCAACCUCCUAUGACUCUGCUGUUAUUUACCGUGGUUUCUGGGCAGUCCUGAUGCUUCUGGGGGUCGUCGCCGUGGUGACUGCAAGCUUUCUGAUCAUCUGUGCAGCCCCCUUCGCGAGCCAUGUUCUCUAUAAAGCCGGCGGAGGCGGGUACAUUGCUGCAGAGGGCAGAGUGGGAGGGAGGCCUUUUCCGUGCCCUUCACGGUGUGGAUAUACAAUUAGGACAACCGAUGCCCUUGGUUCCAGAGAGGCGCUUCAUGCGUUCAUCCGUCAGCAAACGUUUAUGAUCUCUCCGCUAUGCGCCAGGCACGACACCAGACCGUGGCCUGCAAUGGCGAGGAGAACCGAGACAGAGCAUGAGCAGGAGAGGGGCAGAGAGAGAGGGAGACUCAGAAUCCCAAGCAGGCUCCAGGCUCUGAUCUGUCAACACAGAGCCCGACGCGGGGCUUGAACUCAGGAACUGUAAGAUCAUGACCUGAGCCGAUGUUGGAUGUUUAACCCACUGAGCCCCCCAGGGGCCCCGUGGAUGUUAAAAUUUCUAAAAAAAAAGAAGGUAUGGAUACCAUAAUCAAAAUUCUUGCAGCUUUGUUAAAAAUCUGAUACCUACGAUAGUUUUCACAGAACAGGGGAUGAUGUUUACAGCAUGCUUUUUGCAUGGUGCUGCCGUCUUAUUCACUUAAGGACAGAUUAAGUAAGUGUUAAAGCUGAGCAGCAAGAAUCUCUAUUAUUUUUGUAAUGCUCACUGUUAAAACCACACGUAGGUUCUUUUUUCUGGGAUCAAAGCAGAGAAGGUUCGCUACUCUAGAAAGCUAAAAAUGGUACAUCGCCGUAAAAGUGAACAGUUGGCUUCUUUUUGAAUUAUAGCCCUAGAUGACAAGUAGAAAGGAAAAGUGCUAAUUCUUCAUAAUUUCUCAAUGCCCGAACAAGUUCUUGACAUGAAAGUAUUGUCUGAUCAUUUAAAAUGUAAUUUAAUGGUUACCAUCAAUUUCUUUUCUCAAUGACCUUUUUACUUUUAAAAAAGUAAAAAAACAAAAAACAAAAAACAAAAAACAACUUAUCUGGAGAAGACACUUUUUUUUUCUUCAAAUGUCUAUUUAUGUUUGAGAGAGAGACAGAAUGUGAGUGGGGGAGGGGCAGAGAGAGAGGGAGACCCAGAAUCUGAAGCAGGUUCCCGGCUCUGAGCCAUCAGCACAGAGCCUGAGGUGGGACUCGAACCCACCAGCUGUGAGAUCAUGAUUUGAAGUUGGAAGUUCAACUGACUGAACUGAGGCGCCACCCAGGCGCCCCUGGAGAAGACACUUUAACACGGAAGUUAAUCUGCUUCCCCAAGUUCACUCAGAGGACUUUAUGGGGUUCUGGUGCUGAGGAUAAGGAACAGUAGUAGAUGGGUUCUGGGCUCUGCAGAGGGAAGCCUUUGGGCUCUGAGCUGGCAAGUGGGUACUCCCUCCAUCAUAAGUAUUUCUGUUGUGCUCUGUUGGGACACACAUUUGAAUUUUUUUUUCCUAAGUGAGUAUGUAUUUUUAUGCAUAUCUCAUUAGCAGGAUUUCACAAGAUGAAAGGAAAUAUUUAAAACAUUUUUAAAAAGGAAUCCCAUCACAGUGUAGACAUCAUAUUCUGAAUAUUCUUUGCCUCCAAGUCCAAAAAUAUAUCUUUCUUGGGAUGCUCUCUGUUUGACUUCACUCAAGUUAGGGGUAUUUUGGGGAGAUGGAAUAAGAAAGCCCACUUGAAACAACACUUUUUAAUAUCCUAGUGAGUGGCAAGAAAGAGAACAAUUCUCUAAUAAGGUUUUAGAUAUAUUCGGUAGUCAAAAAAUGAUAAAAUAGCAUCCAUUUCAACUUUUAAAAUCAGUUUUUGUUUUCUUUAUUUUGUCUGCACCGAUGCCAGAAAAUAAUUCAUUUAGUACAACAGGACCCUCGGUACUUUUUAAAAAAAUUAUUUCAGUGGCAAGUGUAUUUGACUUUUUUGUUUAUUGUUUUCGUAACUUGACUGUGACUCACGGAACCAGAUGAUUUGGUGUCUCAGAAACACAACCAUGGAGCAUUAGCUAGAUAUUUAAACAAGUUUAAUGUUCUCAUUAUUUGGUUCUUCUGCUUUGCCUCAGACUGAUCAUAGUAUUCAACUGUUUUAAAGAACAAAGUUUUAAAAAUCCAAAGCUGGAGAUUAAGUCUCAUCCUUUAUUUUAUAGAUUUCUAGAAUAGAGUUUACUAUUAGAAACCAAUCAUUAGUUGAGAAGAUUUCUCUUUGUUGUCUUUUCAGUGUUUCAGUCCUUGGUUAAGCUUUAACUUUUAAUAUUCAAGCAUUUAAAAUGUAACUCUUCAGUGACAACCGGUGAAAAAUAUUUAACACUGUCUAUCAAUUUCUGAAUUCUCCCAGCAGAUAUGAACAACUAGCUUCCACUGAAGAUUUCUCUCUACCUCUAAGAGAAUAUGUGUUCAGUUACUGCACCAUGUGAAAUACUAUAAUUGGAACCUAUUCUACAUUCAAAUAAAUAAAUUAUUAAUACUCUCUGCUGCUGUUAAACAAGCAUCACAUUUGCAGCCUUGAAAUUCUGAUUUGUCAAGUAUCGGGGGCUGUAACUAUAUUAAACAAUGCCUCUAUGUGAGGAGGAAAAUAUUCUUUAGAAGGGGGAUCUUAAUCAGUUUCAUGCUGAGCAAAAGAAAAUUGUAAACUAUGCAUUAAAAGAAGAUUUACUGAAAGUUAUUUUUGCUAGAUCCACUGCAUUCUAAUUCACUGCUUCCCUUUUUGCUUUCAAUGAUAAUAUACGUAAUCUUCCAGCCACAUUCAUGAGCAAAGUUUGAUGUGGAUUUACACUUGUGGAGCUACAUUACAAUGGGUAGAUUUAAGGUAUUAUAAAAUGAGUUUUUGGAUUUGUUACAGAGGUAUGGAGCCCCUCAGAUACAGGCAGAUAGGUUUUCCAACAUAUGGCAACCACCUUAUUGUAAAACAAAACAGUGUUAAAUCAAAGUACCUGAUUACGAUUCGCGAGUGCCAUGCAGCUCUGAUAGCCAGGCUUACAUUUAAUACCUCAGAAACAAUAUCAUUUAUUUUUCUGUCUUCUCUUAUCCCUAAGUUAUUGGGUUUGUAGGCUUUGAAACCUUAAGCAAAAGGAUAAAACACAAAUUAUAGAAAACAUUGGAGUAUGGAGAAAUCAAAUUACAUUUUCCACAAUCCCGAAAAAGAUGGUUCGCAUUCCUCUUGUGCAGUCUGGGCGAAUCCCCAUUACCAGAGAGCUUUCGAGGGGAUAAUUAGUAGUCUUUGGGGUAACAAGGAGAGCAUUCAUAUUAAACUAGGAAUAGCCAACUCUACUAAAGGGUUAAUUUCUGGGUUUGAAAUGAUAAUUAUCCCAGUCAAAAAAAUAAAUAAAUAAAACAAAACCCCUUAUUGAGAGGAUUCAAAUAAUUAAAAAAAAAAAUCAAGCGUUAUUUACAUACUAUGUUUAUCAGUAGAGGUCUAGAGAGGGUUUAAUUUAUUUCAGAAUAGUAGGUCGGUUCUCCUUGUUUGCAAUUCUCUCUUUAAGUUUCAAAUUUACCAUGAAAUUGUGGAAUUUUGGAAGUUGUUCAGGAUCUGAACAUAAAGAAAAAUCUAAUCACCAUCAACAGUAGAAAGCAAAUUCCUUUGCAACAUCAGUUUCUAAUAAAUAAGACCUUGCGGAAACUGCGGGGAAUGACAAAAAACUGUUAGGGGCUAGAUAUAUUCAGUUGAGUGCAGUAACUAGUUAAUUUAUAACCAGAGUUAAAGUUCCAUGGGCUUGUCUUGGGCUCUUGAUCCUAUACACGGCUCUCUUAUUAACAAGGCUUUAAUUCCAGUACUGACAGACAAAAGCGUCGGACCCUAAUGAACUGUCUGCUCGGUGCAGAAAGCUGGUGGUAAUGUAGAAUGUUAGUUACAAUAAUGAUAAUCUUUAGUAUUUUUAGCUUGUCAGAACUUGCACAGCUAACAACAACCAGUCUUUUACUAAAACUCUACCUCAUCAAACUAACUUAAUUAGCAAUUCAACUCCUUAUUUUUGUUUUGGAUUCCCCUCUGGCUACUAAUUAAAGCUUAAUCGAAACCGCUGAACUGAGGUUGUAAAGAAUUCAUUAAUAUUAAAAUUAGCCCCAACAAUUUUUUUGGGGGCUGGUGCAAUUUGUAUUUGUUACUGUCAGGGGUUUGAAACUCGGUUGAAUUGUUAAAAGAAAGCCAUACCAGAAAUUCUCAGUCUGCCAUACAUAUGAGUUGAGCGCAUAUGACGAAUGCCAAUAGUUCUACAAACAGAUCAUUUCUGGCCAUACAAACUCAGUCUACUCGGGCCAUUUAAAAAUAUAUUUAGCCAAAAUAUAACUUAGGAUAUUUUUCUGAGGUCAUUCACAUGGCUUUAUCCCCCUAAGUGGUUUCAUAUUUUGGAUAAAAGAAAGGAGAAAGGGCUCUGGAAAAAAUUUCAAGGAUUGAUUUUUAUGUAUUAUCUUGACAAGAUUAAUAUGUUUGAAAAACGAACAGAUUUAGCUCUUCACUUUGAUUUCUCCACUUUUUGUAACAUCAAAGAUUACGCGAACAGCAGUACUGGUCACUCUGAAAAGUGAAAUCAAAUGAACACCAAACCCAACUGCUCCGUAAAGGACACUUUGAAAAAAAAACAACCUGAAAUCCGAUCUUUUCUCAUCUUUUAUCGAGAAUGGUUGAAAAGGAAAUGUAAUACAUUGUUUUUUCUCUAAUAAAAUGAUUAUGUUGAUGUAUGCCUUCAGUUUUUUUCCAGAUUUCUUUUGACCGUUUAAAUAGGAAAUUUAAAACUAUCAGAUAAUUCUUGGCUCACGUUAAAAAUAAUCACUUAUUCAAUGUUUGCUUAUUUGUAAAUAUUCUUAGUUUCAAAGAGCCUACAUUUUGUUUUCCAGUUUGUGUCAUGUCAAUGCAAAUUGGAAGUGCUUUUCUUCUUGGUGUGCAGGAAAUGAUUUUCAUAAAUCAAAUUCUCUUUUCAUUUUAAUUUUUGAGAUUUUAAUAAUUUUGUGAAAACAUGUAUAUUUAUUUUACCCUUUAGGAAAAUUCCAAGUGUGUAGGAAACAAACCUGUUGGCAGUAAAAUAUACAGCAACUAAUACUAUUUAGCAUAUCUUAUUAAACCCGAACAUUAAAAUAGCCUUAUAAAAUGCAAUCCUUCCUCAAAAUGUAUAUGAAAAUGAUACUUACAUCUAGGUUUCAUUUAGACAACAUUUGUGACAAAAUAAUCAUGUGCACAUUCAAAAAUAAAUAUAUGUCCAUGUUAAGCCCCCUGGAUUAAAUCAACAAUGGCAUAGAAGGCACACAAUUUUAAAUCUUGGUGACAAUUUCCAUGAAGUUAUUCAAAUACAUUUUGACUUCUGACAAGAGGAUGUAAUUUAUAAAACAGAACGUGCCUAUCAGUGGAACCUAAAUUAGCAUAAUGAGGAUACUUUCAUUUCUGCAAGCACAGUUUUUGACAUCCUAAUGUGGAGCUCUUAGAAGAAACCAGUAAAAAAAAAAAAAAAAAAAAAAAAAAA